CGGCGCGGGGCUAUGAGCGCGGCGGGAGCGGCGGCGCGCGCGGCCUCGCCAUGGCCCGCCUCGCCGACUACUUCGUCCUCGUGGGCUACGAGAUGGACAAGCGCGGGAGUGGAGAUGGACAGGGACAGAUACUGCAGCGUUUCCCUGAGAAGGACUGGGAGGACAACCCUUUCCCUCAAGGCAUUGAACUAUUCUGCCAGCCCAGUGGUUGGCAGCUCUUCACAGAAAGGAAUCCCCCCACCUUCUUUGUCGCUGUGCUGACUGACAUCAACUCAGAACGGCAUUACUGUGCCUGCUUCACUUUCUGGGAGGCCGUCGAGAGCACACAGCCUCAGAGUCACUCGAGGAAUGGUGAAGGGGAGGAGGAAGAAGAAGAGUCAUCAUCUCCUAUUCAACCCGCACAGCUCUUUGCUCCCAAAAGCUUGGUGCUGGUGUCACGCCUGGACCAUGCUGAGGUGUUCCGGAACAGCCUUGGUUUGAUUUACACCAUUUAUGUGGAUGGACUGAGUGUGUCCCUGGAGAAUGUCAUUGGGAAUCUCCUGACGUGCACCAUCCCCAUCACAGGGGGAGCUCAGAGGACAAUCUCUCUAGGAGCAGGGGACAGGCAGGUGAUCCAGACACCCAUCAAUGACUCGCUUCCUGUCAGCAGCUGCAGCGUGGCCCUGCUCUUCCGGCAGCUUGGGAUCACCAAUGUGCUGUAUCUCUUCUGUGCAGCACUUACUGAACACAAGAUCCUGUUUCUCUCCAGCAGUUACCAGAGGCUCACUGAUGCCUGCCGAGCUCUACUUGCACUUAUGUUCCCCCUCAAGUACAGUUUCACGUACGUGCCCAUCUUGCCUGCACAGCUCCUUGAGGUACUGAGCACGCCAACACCCUUCAUUAUCGGAGUCCACUCCAUCUUCCAGUCAGAGACCCAGGAACUGCUGGAUGUUGUUAUCGCAGACCUGGAUGGUGGGACAGUGAAUGUCCCUGAGUGUGUACAUAUCUCCCUACUCCCUGAACCUCUGCUCCAACAGACUCGGGAAGCCCUCUCCAUGGUGUUGGACCCAGAGUUGGAGGUGGCAGAUCUCGCAUUCCCCCCUUCGACAGUUUCUGCCUCCUCUCUCAAAAUGCAGGAUAAGGAGAUCCGAGCUGUCUUCCUCCGCUUGUUUGCACAGCUUCUUCAGGGAUAUCGUUGGUGUCUGCACAUCAUCCGCAUCCAUCCUGAGCCAGUCAUCCGAUUCCAUAAGGCAGCCUUCCUUGGGCAGAGGGGGCUAACAGAGGAUGACUUCCUCACCAAGGUGCUGGAAGGCAUGGCAUUCGCUGGCUUUGUGACUGAGAGGGGUGCGCCAUAUCGCUCUAUUGACCUAUUUGAUGAGCUUGUUGCUUAUGAAGUAAAGCGAAUGCAUGCAGAAGAGGGGAACAAGCAGAAAAUACUGCGGCACAUCAAGGAAUUGGCAGAGAAACUUUAUAAAAAUGAGAAUCCAUACCCUGCUGUGGCAAUGCACAAGGUGCAGAAACCCACGGAAGGCUGUCAUCUGCGUCUCCACCAGAAGCCCUUUCCACGUUUAGAUGAGGGGACAGUCCAAUGGAUCAUAGACCAGGCUACUGCCAAGCUGCAGACGGCUCCUCCUGCUGUGAAGGCAGAGAAGAAGUGCAUGGUGCCAUCGGGACCUCCCAUUGCUGCCAUCCUGGAGCGUAAUGGCAAUGCCUUGGCCAACAGUGCCCGUCGCCUGGAGGUCGUCAGGAACUGCAUCUCCUAUGUCUUUGAGAACAAGAUGUUAGAAGCCAAAAAGUUAUUCCCUGCUGUGCUGCGCGCUAUGAAGGGCCGAGCAGCCAGGCACUGCCUGACCCAGGAGCUGAACCUACAUGUGCAGCAGAAUCGGGCAGUGCUAGACCACCAGCAGUUUGAUUUCGUAAUCCGCAUGAUGAACUGCUGUUUACAGGACUGCACUGCCAUGGAUGAACAUGGGAUUGCAGCAGCUCUCUUGCCACUGGUCACUGCUUUCUGCCGAAAAUUGAGCCCAGGCAUCACACAGUUUGCCUACAGCUGUGUGCAGGAGCAUGUGGUGUGGACCAACAUCCAAUUCUGGGAGGCCAUGUUCUACUGUGAUGUGCAAAACCACAUCCGAGCCCUGUACCUGGACAACAAUGAGGAGAACCACACAGAUGAGGAGAGCAAGGCGGAACCGCAGGAAUUGAAGUCAGCCCUGGAGAUAGCAUCAGAACAGCUGAGGCUCUGGCCCACCAUGAGCCGAGAGAAACAACAGGAGCUGAUCCAAAAGGAGGAGAGCACUGUUUUCAGCCAGGCCAUCCACUAUGCCAACCGCAUGAGCUACUUGCUGUUGCCUCUUGACACCAGCAAGAAUCGCCUGCUACGCAGCUCGGGGCUGGGGGAUGUGGAGAGCGUCAGUAACAGCUUUGUCACCAACAGCAUUGCUGGCAGCGUGGCUGAGAGCUAUGACACAGAAAGUGGGUUUGAGGAUGCUGAGAGCUCAGAUGUGGCCAACUACGUGGUGCGAUUCAUCAACCGCUUUGUGGACAAAGUCUGCACAGAGAGUGGAGUCACCAAUGAGCACCUCAAGGGGCUGCACGUCAUGAUCCCUGACAUUGUGCAGAUGCACAUAGAGACACUGGAUGCUGUGCACCGGGAGAGCAAGAGGCUUCCUCCUAUCCAGAAGCCAAAGCUGCUGCGCCCCAACCUGCUGGUGGGUGAGGAGUGUGUAAUGGAGGGGCUUCGUGUGUACCUUAUGCCUGAUGGCCGGGAGGAAGCUGCUGGAGGGAAUAUUGGUGGUCCACCUCUUCUCCCUGCAGAAGGAGCCAUCUUCCUCACCACUUACCGCAUCAUCUUCAAAGGCACUCCCACAGACCCUCUGGUGGGGGAGCAGGUGGUGAUCCGAUCCUUUCCCAUUGCCUCGUUAACCAAAGAGAAGAAGAUCAAUAUCCAGGCCCAGGUGGAUCAGUUCAUCCAGGAAGGUUUGCAGCUGCGCUCGUGCACAUUCCAGUUGCUGAAGAUUGCCUUUGAUGAGGAGGUGGCUUCAGAGAGUGCUGAGGUCUUCAGGAAGCACCUGCACAAACUGCGCUACCCCCAGCAUGUACGUGGUACCUUUGCCUUCACCGUGGGCCAGUCACCCAAGCAAGCCAUGCAGCCCAAGGCCAAGGAGAAGAAUCCCUCACUCAGCUCCCAGCAGGUGACCGAUAUGUUCCAGGGCCUGACAGUGGGGGUCAUAUCCCUUGGGCACCUUGGCCAUUCAACCACGACACUCUCCAAAAACCUGGUAAAAAACGCCAAGAAAACAAUUGGACGCCAGCAUAUCACACGAAAGAAAUACACGCCACCCGCUUGGGAGCAUCGGAGCAGCCAGCAGUUCUCAGAGGACAACGAGGAUGAGAUCUCAGUGUCUGAAGAAAUGGACAGAAGCACUUUGACCCCCACCACCACCAUCAGACCUUCAGACAAGAUGACUAUCAAUCACCUGGUGGAGCGAGCCUGCUGCCGUGACUACCAGAGGAUGGGGCUAGGCACCCUCAGCAGCAGCCUCACCCGUUCCAAAAAUGAGCCAUUUCGCAUCUCCACAGUGAACCGCAUGUAUGCUAUUUGUCGAAGUUAUCCCGGGCUGCUCAUUGUGCCCCAGAGCAUCCAGGACAACACAAUCCAGCGGAUCUCCCGUUGCUAUCGCCAGAACCGCUUCCCUGUGGUGUGCUGGCGAAACUCCCGCACCAAGGCGGUGCUGCUGCGCUCAGGCGGGCUGCACGGCAAGGGUGUUGUGGGCCUCUUCAAGUCUCAGAAUGCCCCCACUGCAGGCCCCUCACAGACGGACUCCACCAGCUUGGAGCAGGAAAAGUACCUGCAGGCCGUGAUCAACUCCAUGCCUCACUAUGCAGAUGCCAGCGGGCGCAACACGCUUAGUGGCUUCACCUCUGCACACAUGAGCAGCUCAGAUUUCUCCGACAAGAGGCAGCCUAAGCUGGGAUCGCUCAUGAAGCAGGUGAUGGGAGGGAAGGACGAUGGGCCCGGUACUAUUAGCCGUGGAGGGCUAGGUCACAGAGCUAGGGUCAUCACUCUCUCCACCCCCAAGUGCGUGUCGGCGAAGGGCCGUGAGACACCCCGAGGCAAGUGGGGCAGCAUCCGAGCCAGCGGGCGUAUGAGCAGCUAUGGCCUGAACGUGGAGAUCGGAUCGCGCCUGGCUGGAAAAGAUCUUCUCAGUGCCCACCACAAUGGUGCCCCCUCUGAGGCCAGUUUCUUGCGCCAGCACCGUGCCUCUCUCUAUAUCAUCGGGGACAAGUCACAGCUGAAGGGAGUGAAACCAGACCCACUGCAGCACUGGGAGGUGGUGCCCAUCGAAGUGUUCGACGUGCGGCAGGUGAAGGCCAGCUUCAAGAAGCUGAUGAAGGCCUGUGUGCCUGGCUGUCCCUCCACUGACCCCAGUGUCGCUUAUUUGAGAUCAUUGGAGGAGUCCGAGUGGCUGUCCCAGAUUCAUAAAAUCCUGCAGAUUUCAGUCCUGGUGGUGGAGCUGCUGGACACAGGCUCCUCUGUGCUAGUCAGCCUGGAGGAUGGCUGGGAUAUCACAACACAGGUGGUCUCUUUGGUGCAGCUGCUGUCAGAUCCCUACUACCGGACGAUGGAGGGUUUCCGCCUCCUUGUGGAGAAGGAGUGGCUGUCCUUUGGACACCGCUUCAGUCACCGUGGGGCCCAGACCUUGGCUGGCCAGAGCAGUGGUUUUGCACCUAUCUUCCUGCAGUUCCUGGACUGUGUUCAUCAGAUCCAUCUGCAGUUCCCCAUGGAGUUUGAGUUCAGCCAGUACUAUCUGAAGUUCCUCAGCUACCACUACAUCUCAAAUCGUUUCCGAACAUUCCUGCUGGAUUCUGACUAUGAGCGCAUUGAGCUGGGCCUCCUUUAUGAGGAGAAAGGUGAGCGGAAGAGCCAGCAGGUCUACAAGUCUAUUUGGGAUUACAUUGACCGACUGAACAAGAAAGCUCCUAUCUUUUUCAACUACAUGUACGCCCCUGAGGAUGGGGAGGUGCUAAGGCCAUACAGUAACAUUUCCAACCUGAAGGUGUGGGACUACUAUACAGAGGAGACGCUUUCUGAGGGCCCCUCCUAUGACUGGGAGCUGGUGCAAGGGCAGCCAGACCACAUGGAAGAGGCGGAUCGGCAGGACACCAGUGCCCCACAAACAAAGCGCAAGAUCAUCUGGCCGUGCUAUGACAACCGCAGCCGGCUCGAGCCUGAUGCCAUCUCAAAACUGCUGGAGGAGCUGCACAACCUGGAGAUGGAGCUGGGACAGGUUCCAGAGCGCUGGAAGGACACGUGGGACAAGGUCAAAGCUUCCCAGCGCACAGAGGCCCGGCAGGAGGGCAGCCGGACCCCGAGCUCCCUGCUGAUGUCAUCUGGCCUUUCCCACCACCGGCGCUCGCUGGGCGUUUACCUGCAGGAGAGCGGCGUGGGCUCCACGCUCAACCUCAGUCUCGACAGUGACACCAGCAGCACCUCUACCCCAUCCAGUGGGAAGCAAGGGGGCCGCAAGAGCACCAGCACGCUCUACAGCCAGUUCCAGAUGUCGGAGAGCGAGAACAGGUCCUAUGAGGGGUCGCUGUACAAGAAAGGAGCCUUCAUGAAGCCGUGGAAACCUCGCUGGUUUGUGCUGGAUAAAACCAAACAUCAGCUGCGGUACUACGACAGCCGAAUGGACACGGAGUGCAAGGGGGUCAUUGACCUGGCCGAGGUGGAGUCCAUCACACCAGGAACCCCCACGAUGGGGGCCCCCAAGACAGUGGAUGAGAAAGCCUUCUUCGAUCUGAAGACGACAAAACGAGUUUACAACUUCUGCGCCCAGGAUGUGCAGCUAGCCCAGCAGUGGAUUGACCGCAUCCAGAGCUGCUUGUCGGACGCGUGAGACUGGCUCAGAGGAGCCUCUCUUCCAGGCACAGAGUCUCCCGGGCCCCAGCACAUGAAGCAGAGGCAGUGUCCAGGCUUGGCAUCUGAGCUGGGGCUGCGAUUUGACUGAAGAGGAGGAGAUGGGCUUCCUUCCCAUCUGCCAUGGGUGUGCUGUACUGGAAAGCCCAUGGCCACCUGCACUCUCACAGGCAGUAGUGAGGGGGUGGAGGUAGGGGACAGGAUCAGUCUGUUUCACUGUGGUAGGAACUGUCUAGUGGAGGAUUUAUUUGCAUUGAAGCAGGCUGGGGUACAGGCGGGAGCCUGUCCUGCUCGGUUCAUCAGCCCCAAUAGGCCUGUCUGAGCCCUGUAAUUACUGUGUGUCCUCUGUGCACCUUCUGCCCCAGGCAGCCUCGCUCCAGCUCUCUGCUGCAGCAGUUUUGUUGGGUGGCUGGGAGAGGGUGCACCUCACCUCCGCCAUCGCCCCUGUGCUGCUGGAGAAAGCAGGAGCUGCCUGAUUCCCUUGUCCUCCCCACAGAGCUUGCAUGUCUGUCAGCAUUCGCGGGGGGAGCCAAGCCUGCUCUCUCCUGACCUAGUGCCACUGCCCCACAGCAGCAUGCCCGGGCUUAGCUCCUCUCUUGCUAGAGCCGAGGAUCUGCAGCCCGGGGUGCAGGAGUUUGCUGAGGUACUGGGACCAUCCUGCCCCGGCCAGCAUCCUCCUGGCAGCAGUGGGCAGAUCUUCCCGGCCCUUGAGCCUCAGCUGCCCAGCCUUGCGUGGGGACAGAGGAGUGAAGUUGCUGUCUGCCCGGAGCUGGAGUGUGGGAAUGUUCGAUGUUGUAGCUGGAGAUGCUGGGCUCUUCCUGGAUGUCUCUGCCGGGAGGCAUCUGGACGUGGUCCCUCUGCUCCCAGGAGCCCAGGGCUGCUCGGCUGCAGCAGCCGGGCUCUGGCCUCUGCCUCCGCAGUCAGGCUCGCUGUUAGAGGGGGCCGUACCGCCCGCGGGAGGUGCCACAUGCCGCAGCCGCGCUGUCCCGACGUGGGCUGGGGAGCUCCCCUCUGCCCCGCUCGCGCAGCGGAGGAGCAGCCUGGCCCUGCAGGACCGGGGACCCUGCUCCGCUGCGCCGGGGGCCUCUUCGAGCAGAGCCCCUGCAGGCAGUGACGCUGGGUGGUGACGCCGGGGCAGGACGCGGCCAUGCACAGAGCCGUGCGGUGUCUUUGCGCAGGUCUCUGAGUUCUCCUGCAGGAAGGAGGCGGCGGCGCAGCAGAGGGCCCAGUGCGGCGCUGCCGCUUCUCCCCCCGCCCCGCCUCAGGGCUUCCCCGCUCCCCGAGCCGCCCCAUCCCUCCUGCUUGUGCUCAGGCCGGGCUCCUGCCCGCGCACCGUUGGGCUGAGCCUGUUUGCACGGGGGGGUUUUUGGCAAGAGGCCUCAGCAACGCCAUGGAGCUAGUGGAGGGCUGCACUUCGCACCUCCCCGCUGCUGCCACCUGCUUAUUGCUGUAACGGUGUCAGUGCAAAGGGGGAAUCUUGGUACAGAAAUGAAUCCUGCAGCACCUCAUCCCCGGCACUGGUUUGACCGUGGGUGGGUUUGACCCAAGGCGUGCUGCGGAUCGCGUGCUGAGAGGUCUUACCUUAACCGCGGCCAGGCGCCGUGAGGUCCCUCAGGACAGGCUGCCGCCCGCCCCGGACGGUAAGUGGCCUCCAGAGCCCUGGGCAGCCUGGCGGCGCGGGGGGGCGUCCAGCUCCCUGCCCCUGCACCCGGGCUGCGCUGGGGCCUGGCCCCCCCCCCCCACCCUCCCCGCAAGCCUGGCCAGCCAUUCUCCCCAUCUUGUUUUUAAAAAGUACAAUGUUUUAUUUCGGUGCAGAGAUCUUUGUACAGUCUUAAUCCCCAGAUUCCUCUCUUUCUUUGGUUUACUGUAUAAUAAUGGCUGUGGCAGGUAGCUGGUGUAACAUGGAGGUUUUUUUGUAACUUACCUGAGCAGUUGUAGAUUAUUGAAGUUUCUGUACAUUGUGUCAAACAUACAGAGUCCUUGUAUUGUAUUGUGCCUAGAGGAAAAAGGUUAUUCUAUAAAGAGGAAAAACUAACUGAAUUUAAUAAAAAAAUUAAUAUCA
Molecule: messenger RNA, 7958 nt
Organism: Rhea pennata
Lineage: Eukaryota; Metazoa; Chordata; Aves; Rheiformes; Rheidae
Gene: SBF1
Product: SET binding factor 1
Exons: 43
Coding region: 51-5876 (1941 amino acids)
Cellular component (GO): cytoplasm; membrane
Molecular function (GO): guanyl-nucleotide exchange factor activity
Source: RefSeq, a predicted model, not a curated record